AUGAAAAAUAGAAUUUUUAUACUUAAGGAAUUGGGUAUAAAUUCUGUAGAAUUAAGUCAUAUUUACCGAUUUCCAACAUUAAUGAGAAAAAGAGUAAAAACAUUUAAAAAAAUAAAUAAUAUACCUGAUACACGGAUAAAAUAUCAAAGUUUCACAGAACUGAUGAAUAUAAUACAUAUAUUGAAACAUAAAUUUAAUUUUGAUGAAAAAUUUAUAAUAAAAAAUUCAUAUCUUUUCAAUAUAGAUGUGGAUAAUGUUGAGGGAAUGAUUACUGACUUUAAAAAAAUUAAAAUAAAAGAAAAAACUUUAUUUGAUUUAAUAAAUAUAUAUCCUCGUAUUCUCUUGUAUGAUUUAAAUAAAGUGAAAGAAUUAAUAGACCUUUACAGAAAAUUAGAUAUACCAUAUCAGUUUUCUUAUUUUUUUAUAAAAUGUUUAUCAAUGAAAAAAAAAAAAUUUCUAGAAAUAUAUAAAAAUUUUGAAAAUAAUACAGAAUUAGCUGUAUGGUCAAAACAUCCACGAUUCUUACAAUUAAUUUAUUAUCACAAAUUAGUCAAGAAGCGUUUAUAUUAUAUGAAAUAUUUAAAUUGUUUAGACCAUGCAAAUAUUCAAAUAUAUUUAUCAUCAAAGGAAAUUUUUCUCAGAUUCAUAGAAGGAGAAUAUAAUUUAAAAUCUAAAAAAAAGCUUUUAUUAUACGUUUUUCAUAAUGAACUUGGAAAACAUAUUAAUUUAUUGUCUGUAAUUCAAAAACAUCCUUAUUGGAAAUGUGUUCCCUUGUUAAUGAUUAUUAAAUCAAUACAAUAUUUAAAGAAAUAUUAUUCAGUAGAAGAUAUAUGUCAAAAUAUUCAUAUCGUAUUGUAUCCAAGAUCAAAAAUUGAUUGCACAUUGAAUUUGUUAUAUAAAAAAUAUUCACAAAAGGAAUAUUCUGCACAUUACUUAGCAUUGUGCUUAUAUGAAUUAGAAAAAAAAUAUUAUUUUAGUGGAGAUGGAAUUUGGCCAAAUGAAGUAACAGUUUUCAAAUCAAAUAUUUUUGAGGAUUCAUAUCAUUUUGAUAAAUGUAUUGGAUCUAUAAAUAACAACUAUAAAAAAAAUAAAGACACAUACUAUCUAAAUGGAAAAGCAUGGCUUGAAUAUUUACUACAAUAAUAAUGAUACAUUUGAAUAGAUUUAUAGAAUAAUACAUAAAAAUAUAUGUAUAUAUAUA
Apis mellifera (honey bee) is the source of this 1201-nucleotide messenger RNA. It is a transcript of the gene mTerf5, whose product is annotated as transcription termination factor 5, mitochondrial. The record is from RefSeq and is a predicted model, not a curated record. The transcript is spliced from 6 exons. Bases 1 to 1143 code for a protein of 380 amino acids. NCBI's taxonomy places the organism in Eukaryota, Metazoa, Arthropoda, Insecta, Hymenoptera, Apidae.